This is a messenger RNA of Hibiscus syriacus, 542 nucleotides long. RefSeq names its product aquaporin PIP1-3-like. Lineage: Eukaryota; Viridiplantae; Streptophyta; Magnoliopsida; Malvales; Malvaceae. The coding region runs from base 192 to 542 and encodes 116 amino acids. Gene Ontology annotation, cellular component: plasmodesma; plasma membrane; vacuole. The record is from RefSeq and is a predicted model, not a curated record. The transcript has 3 exons. Gene Ontology annotation, biological process: response to water deprivation; transmembrane transport. Gene Ontology annotation, molecular function: water channel activity.
GGUUUGAAUAGGUGGACACAUAAAUCCAGCUGUGACGUUUGGUCUCUUACUGGCAAGAAAGCUUUCUCUGAGCAGAGCCAUCUUUUAUAUUGUAAUGCAAUGCCUGGGCGCAAUAUGCGGUGCUGGGGUUGUGAAAGGGUUCCAACCAUCGAGAUAUGAGGUGUUGGGUGGUGGAGCCAAUGUUGUGAACCAUGGCUACACCAAAGGGGCCGGCCUUGGAGCUGAGCUUAUUGCCACAUUUGUUAUCGAUUACACUGUUUUCUCAGCAACCGAUGCCAAGAGAAAUGGCAGAGACUCAUGUCGCUAUAUUGGCCACGUUGCCUAUUGGGUUUGCGGUGUUCUUGGUUCACUUGGCAGCCAUCCUCAUCACAGGAACAGGCAGUAACCCUGCCAGUAGCCUUGAAGCUGCCAUCAUCUACAAGAGGGACCAUGCUUGGGAUCACCAUUGGAUCUUUUGGGUUGAACCUUUCAUUGGGGCUGCACUCUUUCACCCAAUUCAAGCCAUCCCAUUCAAGAACAGAGCUUGUAAUAACAUUUUUUAA